AUGUGUAAACCAACACAAUCUUCUCCAUCCAAAAGUGUCAUUUCCAAGAAUACCCUUUUCAAGAAUCUCAACAAUAAUCCCCCAAAAUCCAUGGAUGAUGAUCAUCACCAUCACCAACUUCAUGGAUGGCCAUCCCCUUCUGAGGCCUUGGAGGAAAUCAAAGCCAUUGGAAAGAUUUCAGGACCAACGGCCAUGACAGGCUUACUACUAUACUCAAGGGCCAUGAUUUCCAUGCUUUUCCUUGGCCAUCUCGGUGAGCUUGAGCUAGCCGGAGGGUCUCUCUCCAUCGGGUUCGCUAACAUCACUGGCUACUCUGUCAUCUCGGGCUUAGCCAUGGGCAUGGAACCCAUUUGUGGUCAAGCUUACGGUGCGAAACAGAUGAAACUUUUGGGUAUAACUCUACAAAGAACAGUCCUCUUGCUCCUCUCGACUUCUCUCCCAAUCUCUUUCAUGUGGCUUAACAUGAAGACAGUCUUGCUGUGGUGUGGCCAAGAUGAAGAUAUCUCUGCCGCUGCUCAGGCUUUCAUCGUUUUUGCCAUUCCAGAUCUCUUCGUGUUGUCCCUUCUCCAUCCUCUUCGUGUUUAUCUCCGGACUCAAAACAUUACCCUGCCCUUAACUUGCUGCUCGGCGGUUUCUGUGCUUCUCCAUGUCCCGUUGAAUUUCUUACUGGUUGGGUACUUCAAGAUGGGUGUUUCUGGGGUGGCGGUGGCGGCUGUGAUCACUAAUCUCAACUUGUUAUUCCUCCUGGCCACCGUCGUCUACUUCUCCGGCGUCCAUCGGGACUCAUGGGUCUCGCCGAGCACAGACUGUCUCCGGGGUUGGUCGUCGUUGCUGGCACUCGCGAUCCCCACGUGUGUGUCUGUGUGUCUGGAGUGGUGGUGGUAUGAGCUCAUGAUAAUGUUGUGCGGAUUACUAUCAAACCCUAGGGCAACCGUGGCAUCAAUGGGGAUCCUCAUUCAAACGACGUCGUUGGUAUACGUUUUUCCCUCGGCAUUAAGCCUUGGGGUAUCGACUAGGGUUGGAAACGAACUCGGAGCAAACCGGCCGGCGAAGGCUCGUAUCUCAAUGAUCGUCUCGCUCGUCUGUGCCGCCGGGAUGGGUCUUAUGGCAAUGCUGUUCACUACAUUGAUGAGGCACCGGUGGGGGAGGUUUUUCACGGCGGACGCAGAGAUUCUUGAGCUGACGUCGGUGGCAUUGCCGAUAGCUGGACUGUGUGAGCUAGGAAACUGCCCUCAGACCACGGGUUGCGGUGUUCUGAGAGGCAGUGCAAGGCCGACAGUGGGAGCCAAUAUUAAUUUCGGAUCAUUUUAUCUGGUGGGGAUGCCGGUGGCUAUAGUGAUGGGGCUCGCCUUGAAAAUGGGGUUCGCCGGACUCUGGCUGGGGUUGCUUGCAGCUCAGGGAACAUGUGCUUUGCUUAUGCUCUAUAUUCUUUGUACAACAGAUUGGAUUGUUCAAGUAGAAAGGGCCAAACAGCUUGCAAGACCAUCAUCCUCAUCGUCAUUAUCUUGUCCGGUCAAUCCGACCAGGAAGGAUGAAGCUAACAACUCCAUGGAAGCAAAUCUUGAAGAAAUUAUACUAAUAUCUACCAGAAAAGAGGUUGAGAUGGUGAAGGCCGACUGUUGUUUAAUCGAAACACACCCUCUCAUUAAUUAGUUAAUGGGCAUUGAUUAUUACUGAUUAAACUCAAAUUUUCAUUUUCUAG
Molecule: messenger RNA, 1702 nt
Organism: Cynara cardunculus var. scolymus (artichoke)
Lineage: Eukaryota; Viridiplantae; Streptophyta; Magnoliopsida; Asterales; Asteraceae
Product: protein DETOXIFICATION 48-like
Exons: 2
Coding region: 1-1653 (550 amino acids)
Biological process (GO): xenobiotic detoxification by transmembrane export across the plasma membrane
Cellular component (GO): membrane
Molecular function (GO): antiporter activity; xenobiotic transmembrane transporter activity
Source: RefSeq, a predicted model, not a curated record